CUGAACAGGGUGAGGGCACAGACAUUCAGUGUCUUCCUUCGACACACUAAAAGCGAAGCGACCCAAUCCAAUGGAGCCACGGGAGGUCUAGGCGGCAACCUGCAGGAGCGCUGGUUGAUUGGCGGCCGGGAGGCGCUAGCCAACGUCACUUUACGCGGCAGUUCCCCAACAGGAGGGGCCCUCUUCUUUCUUCUUUCCAGGCACACUUCCCCUAGAGGAGGGGCCCUCUUCUUUCUUCUUUCCAGGCACAAGCACUUGUUCACAGUCGUCCGUUCUACUGCAGCGCAUCUCGUGGUAGCAACACGAACACCUUGCUGUCGGGAAGACGCAAACACUCAUUCAAGCGACGAGGCAGGAGCCGCAGCCACUCGGGUGACACAGAGGAACACGAACAAGCAAGACAGCGGCGGACAGCAAGCGAGCAAGCAAACAAACAUUCCUGCGAAAGUGGAAGCAAUUCAGGCGGCUAAGCCAGAGGCCACGAUGACAAGCUUAGAAAUGGACAUUCUAGGGGAAGUCUCGUUCAAAAGGUGGUUGGAGGGCCUUGCGUGCGCUGGUGUUGGUGUAAUGCUUCAGGACGGCGGGAUCGGUGAGUGGCCUGCGAGAGACCACGUGGAGGGUUGGGCGACACACGCAGCGCUGGCCUUUCAAGUUCGUGAGCUUGGGAACUGGAAGAAGUUUUUUGAAGCAGUCAUGAAGAUAGGCGAAGGCGAUUCGUGUACAGUCACCAUGGGCUCAACGGUAUGGCGAGAAUCUGGAGGGAGUGAUAGAAGCCAAUUCCAUGCAGUGCUGAUUGCAGCCCCUCGGGAGCUGAUGGGCAAGGUCUGGGAAACCUGUUUUGGUAAAGAGGCUGGAAAUAAAUCUAAUGCAUUUGGUGUUAUAGAUAAUGUGUUCUUUGGCUUGGAUAUGACAACGGAGGAAGUGGCAGCACUACAUGUGAAACCAGCAGGGUUGGAGGACUGGUUUUUUUUUACGUUGGCAGUACCCGUUAAGCAUGGGAGUUGUUUGUCGUAUACGACUUUUUCGUUCUUACGUCGGAGUGGUCUAUUGCCUGCGCAUCUCGUCCACUUUUAGUCAAGUAAGAGUGUAGUAAGUAGCUAGGGACAACGACAGUUGGCCAAGUCACUCUGGACUCGAGGUUAGAACAUUGAAUGAGAUGUAUACACUGCAAACGCUACGUUAAACAGGCUUAAAAGGUUUAUGGAAGAACUUUAGACCUAGUAACUACAUAAAGAAAUAAAGAAACACUGAAGUUUGAAUAUGCU
Messenger RNA from Truncatella angustata, 1265 nucleotides. RefSeq lists its product as uncharacterized. The transcript has a single exon. The annotation marks the transcript as partial. The record is from RefSeq and is a predicted model, not a curated record. NCBI's taxonomy places the organism in Eukaryota, Fungi, Ascomycota, Sordariomycetes, Amphisphaeriales, Sporocadaceae.